This is a messenger RNA of Stegastes partitus (bicolor damselfish), 2876 nucleotides long. RefSeq names its product protein-glutamine gamma-glutamyltransferase K-like. Gene Ontology annotation, molecular function: protein-glutamine gamma-glutamyltransferase activity. Lineage: Eukaryota; Metazoa; Chordata; Actinopteri; Pomacentridae. The record is from RefSeq and is a predicted model, not a curated record. The transcript has 13 exons. Gene Ontology annotation, biological process: peptide cross-linking. The coding region runs from base 1 to 2364 and encodes 787 amino acids.
AUGCCUGUAGAGACGCGAUCAAUAAGAGACAGAUCUGCAGUAGGACGUUUUCCAUCUGUCACGCUUGGAUUUGGGGACGACUCAGAGGAAGAAAAUGAAGAACCAGAGGAGGAAGGCGUUACGAAAGAGAAUGCGUGUCGGCGGUGGCUGCGUAAGGUCUGUCCCUGCUGCUGUCCACAACCAAGUGACAAUGACCUGACAGACACUGUGGUCACAGGGAUUGAUGAGCUGGAAAAGGACAACGGGACAGACGGUGAAAAGCCUGGGACUGGUGACAGCGAGCUUGAUGAACUCCUCCUGAAAGUGCAAUCAAUAGACCUGAUGAAGAGCAAAUCAGGGGUGAACCGCACAGAGCAUCACACAAAUCUCUACCAAAGUGACAACCUCAUUAUCCGCAGAGGGCAGAAUUUCCAGAUGUGGAUCACCCUGUCUCGACCUUUUGACCCCAGCACUGAUGAGCUGCAUCUUAAUCUUCAAACAGGAUCGCUGCCAGCUGUGUCAAAGGGAACCCAUGUCAUCGUCCCUUUGGUGGGGGAGCUGCAGGAUGAUCGCUGGGGGGCGGCUGUGGUGAAGCAGGACGGCAGAAGGAUAAAGCUGUCGGUGAACUCUUCACCCACAGCGGUUAUUGGCCAAUAUCGACUCACGGUGGAAACCAAUUGUGCGAGCGGUCCGGUCGUUUCCACACAUGACCCUGCCAAUGACAUCUACAUGUUGUUCAACCCCUGGUGUGAAGAUGACUCCGUGUUCAUGGACUCUGAAGAGGAAAAGCAGGAAUACGUCCUGAACGAUGUCGGACGGAUCUACUACGGAACACAGAACCAGAUUGGAGUGAGGACGUGGAACUACGGACAGUUUGAUGAUGGGAUCCUUGCCGCCUGCCUCUUUGUCCUGGAAAAGAGCGGAACUCCUGCAUCCGGUUGGGGAGACCCAGUUAAUGUGUCGCGAAUCAUCUCAGCCAUGAUAAACUCCCCAGAUGACCGCGGUGUCCUGGAGGGAAACUGGUCAGGAGACUAUUCGAAUGGAUCUUCUCCAACGAUGUGGAGUGGAAGUGUGGAAAUCCUGAACGAAUACCAUAAAAGCAGUGGCACCCCUGUGAAAUAUGGCCAAUGCUGGGUCUUUGCCGGCGUCUUCACAACAGUUUUGCGGUGUUUCGGGAUCCCCGGUCGAACUGUGACCAACUUUAGCUCAGCUCACGACACAGAUGUUUCCUUGACGACAGAUGUAUACCUGGACGAGAACCUGGAGCCCAUAGAACACCUCAACGCAGACUCUAUCUGGAACUUUCACGUGUGGAACGACUGCUGGAUGGCUCGUCCAGACUUGCCUCCAGGUAACGGAGGCUGGCAGGCUGUGGACGCCACGCCUCAGGAGACCAGCCAGGGCACUUUCCAGUGUGGUCCUGCUUCUCUCGCCGCUGUCCGCUAUGGUCAGGUCUUCCUCAAGCACGACUGUCCUUUUGUGUUUGCAGAGGUGAACAGCGAUAAAAUCUACUGGCAGAAAAAUGUGGAUGGGACCUUCAGUCAAAUCUACAGUGAGAAAAAGAUUGUGGGACACUUGAUCAGCACCAAGGCUGUUGGCUCCGAUGAGCGCAAUGAUAUCACACACCUUUACAAACAUCUCGAAGACACAGUGGAAGAACGCAUUGCUGUGGAGACGGCGUGUAGCUACGGCUCCAAAGCAGAGGCCUAUUCAUCUCCAACGGCACAGGAUGUCGCUUUGGAAGUGCUCAUGGAUGGUGAAGGCCCUGAAAUGGGAAAGGAUGUAGAACUGACCAUCGUGGUGCGAAACAGCAGCUCAGAAAAACGCAAUGUUUCCCUGCACAGCCAGGUGUCAGUUAUGUACUACACCGGAGUCCACAAAGCCACGGUCAGGAAGGACCAGACAGAUGUGGAAGUGCUGCCAAAGGAGGAAAAGAUUUUCGAGUGGAUCAUGGAGUACAAAGACUACAAGGGCCAGCUGAUAGAUCAGGCUGCCCUGAUGCUGACCUUGUCAGGCAGAGUCAAGGAAACACAGCAGGUUCUAGCUACUCAGUUCAGCUUCCGACUCAGGACCCCAGACCUCGUCAUAAAGCCAAUCGGGAAGGCCGCGGUUGGGGAGAAGAUGGCAGUAGAGAUUUCAUUUACUAACCCCCUACCCCAGGUGCUGAAGGCAGUGAUAUUCCACGUGGAAGGACUCGGCCUUCUACCUGCUCGAAAAAUUAAUUAUGGAGAUAUUGGCAGCCAUGCCUCCGUGUCUCUCACUGAACACUUCGUACCCACCCUUCCCGGACUGAGGAAAUUAUUGGCUUCGCUGGACUGCAAGCAGCUCACACAAGUUCACGGCGUGACCGACAUCACAGUGGAGGACAAAAGUAACGCCGGUUAAUAGCUAUCUGCACUGAAUAUCGAUGCUUAUUUCUCUCAUGUAGUCACUGAUUCCCUUAUUUUCUUUGUGAAGUCUUUUUCCAUGAAUUUCUAUGGAAAGCCAGUAUUUAAAUUUACAAAAAUGUUACACAACAUGACUGCAGACUAAUAACCACAGGGAGGCAACUAAUCAUAAAACAUCUGAGAACACUGCGGUGUUUGUGGGGUGUCACCUCUGAGUAGCCAGAACAUUUGAGAUGAUAUGAAAACCAAUAUUAACUUGCAUCAUGCAACAUACAGGUGAGUAUGGUGGAGCUAUGAUGAGCAUACUUUAGUCCCAUGGAUGUUGGCAGAUGUUGGAAAGUGGCAGCUUGAAUGAAAAAACAUGCCUUUGUAAAGACAGAAAAGAGGAUGUUUUGUUUAUCUAUAUAGUAUAUUUAUUUACUUUAUUUUGCCAUAUAUUGACAAUUUUAAAAAAUGUGUAACCAAUGCUGCAUAUGAUCCUGUAUUAUUAAAAGAACCAAUCAUUUAAAA